Dalotia coriaria is the source of this 2352-nucleotide messenger RNA. Its product is annotated as tubulin glycylase 3A-like. Gene Ontology annotation, molecular function: protein-glycine ligase activity, initiating. The record is from RefSeq and is a predicted model, not a curated record. Gene Ontology annotation, biological process: cilium movement; cilium assembly; protein polyglycylation. Gene Ontology annotation, cellular component: axoneme; microtubule cytoskeleton. Lineage: Eukaryota; Metazoa; Arthropoda; Insecta; Coleoptera; Staphylinidae.
AUGUCCACUUACGGCAGUCCAAUUGUCAUCCGGCCAUUGAGAAGUCCUUCAUUUGAUCGACGCACACCCUCGCCAACUUCUUCGUUUUCUCCACCGCACUCAACAUCGAGGUCACAAUCUGUUGUAAAUAAAGAUGAUACUCACGAUAAAUCGCCGUAUAGGGGCACAUCGAGUAGUGAGCACACGUCAAAAUAUAAAAACUUUAUUACGUCUGAAAGAUUAGCACAGUUACGAAAAAUUGUGGAAGAGGCAAUCAAAGAACAUCGAGUUUUUACAAUUAGAGGUGGAUGGCAAACACUACGGAGGGCAUUCCUACGACGUAACUGGGUCGAGAAAUGUGAAUGCACAAUGAAAACUAAACCAUUGUCACAAUCAGCGUCAAAUUUAGAAGAAUUAUGCGUAAAUCUACCGAUGAAACUAACCUGGGAGACGCAAUCUGCGCAUGUGCUCAAGUGUGAACGCACCAUUAUGUCAAGAUUGCUCCAAAUGCACGAUGUUGAUUUUUAUUGGAAUACACGAAAGGACACGCACGAUAUGCAAUUCCGAUUGAAUUGCAACAAAUUAAUGUCUCGAUUCUCACGAUCACUCUUUACAUCCAAAGAAGGGUUAUGUCUCUUACUGCAACAAGUGUAUUGGCAUAACGAACCAGGCGUAUCUAACGUAUACUUCCCACGUUGCUAUGUGCUAGGAUUCCCGGAUCAUUACAAUAAUUUCGUUGAAGAUUUCCGGCUCACCGCAUGCAUGUCACUUUUAAAACAUACAGUACAUCUACACGAGACACAAGAUCAAUAUGCUAUUCAAUCGCCCGAAGGAUCAGUACCUUACUCUGCUUUUCAAUUUGCUAUGGAUCGUCUCAAUGAAUUUAUCGCGACGAAAAAACACAUGGAUAUUGAUGUAGACAUACCGGGAGCGGAACCUAGUGAAUGGACGGAAUUCCUCGAACACUUCCAGAUGAUCGUCCAUGAUAAACAAAGAUUUUUAGAGAAUAAAAACUACGUGAUUGCUGUUCUCAUUGCAGCGGCACGUGCGAUUCAAAAAUUACAAUUUUAUUGGCCGCAAAUGAAUCUCGACGGAAUGAAAAAUAUUUGGAUUAUGAAACCCGGAAAUAAGUGUCGUGGACGAGGCAUUCAACUGAUUAAAGAUGUUAAAGAUGUGGGCAGAAUCAUGGAUUUGAAAUUAAAGUAUGUCGUGCAGAAAUAUAUUGAAAGACCACUGAUUAUUUAUAAUACCAAAUUUGAUAUCCGGCAAUGGUUUUUGAUUACAAGUGUACAACCGCUUAUAAUUUGGAUGUACAAAGAAAGCUAUCUGAGAUUCAGUUCACAAACUUUUAAUUUGGACAAUUUUCACGAGAGUCUACAUUUGACGAAUCAUGCAGUACAGUGCAAGUACAAAAAUACGCUAGAUAGAGAUAAAUCACUUCCGGAAGAUAACAUGUGGGAUUGCUACACGUUUCAGACAUAUUUGAGGAAUACGGGGCAUCAGAAUAAAUGGGAAUCAGUUAUUUAUCCAGGAAUGAAGGAAUCCAUCAUUGGUUCAAUGUUGAGUUGUCAGGACACAAUGGAUCGCCGUCCCAAUACAUUCGAACUCUACGGCGCUGAUUUUAUCCUCGCGGAAGACUAUAAACCUUGGUUGCUUGAAAUAAAUUCAAGUCCGGACCUGUCUUCAUCUACAAGUGUCACUGCUAGGAUGUGUCCCCAAUGUUUAGAGGAUUUAGUAAAAGUUGUAAUCGACCGGAAACGAGACCCAAACUGUGAUACAGGAUUUUUCGUGUGUAUCUACAAACAAACCCUACUUCGCCCACCUGCAUACCUUGGAAUGAGUUUAUCCGUGCGAGGAAGACGUAUUUUCAAACGCAGCAAAAGCCGGAAAGACAAAGAAAACGAACGCAAAAAUGGUUUUCUAUCCACCAAAAACGUCAAGAUUAACAGCACCGUUCACACCCGGAAUGCGAAUCAAUGGUCAUUGUACCCAGAUUGACCAUAGUGCUGGAUACAAUGGUCCUGUAAUAGCUGAUUUAAUGGAAGAGAUCCAGAAUAGUAGUAAUUCAAUCGAUAGUGAUCCCAAUGAUGGAAUAGAGGUGGCGCAACCGAUAAAACCGACGACAACGAAGAAACGCUCGAAACCAUCGACCAGUAACGCACAUCACCUGUCGCAGAGGCGUAAAUUCCAGGACGCCACGAACCGCUCCCCGUCAUUCGUCACGAACGACUCCGUUACGAAUGCAGCCGCCAUCAACUUCCGGGGUGCAAAAGCAGGAGGUGCCUACACGAGGAGGCGGCAUUGACUUAGAGUACAUGCAUUUGGACAUGCGCAAUAAAGAUACUUUUAAUAAACAUAAUCAUGAAACAGCCA